This is a messenger RNA of Chanos chanos (milkfish), 2283 nucleotides long. It is a transcript of the gene cdk17, whose product is annotated as cyclin dependent kinase 17. Gene Ontology annotation, biological process: protein phosphorylation. Lineage: Eukaryota; Metazoa; Chordata; Actinopteri; Gonorynchiformes; Chanidae. The transcript has 17 exons. The record is from RefSeq and is a predicted model, not a curated record. The coding region runs from base 306 to 1886 and encodes 526 amino acids. Gene Ontology annotation, molecular function: cyclin-dependent protein serine/threonine kinase activity; ATP binding. Gene Ontology annotation, cellular component: cytoplasm; nucleus.
CCAGAGCACCACUCCCGGUUAAGCCAUAGUCACCAUCCGUUUGGACAAAACACCGUACACGAGCGAAAGCACAAAACGAUCUUCACAUCCAUUGUUUGAACAGGAGGGAAGCUGGAAUAAAAUAUCCUUCUCAGAGGUAUAUUUGUCGAGGCAAAAGGUGGUCAAACGACAAGCAGCAAGUACGCAGGCGAGUCGUGUUUGCGCUGAGUGGAAAGACGGCAUCCGGCCUCAGAGAAGUCGCCGAGGGCUGGGACUCGGGUCCAAACAACGUUUAUCGUUUCUGGCCCCCCCUGCCUGAAAGGCCCAUGGAAAAGAUGAAGAGGUUUAAGAGGCGUCUGUCUCUCACAUUAAGAGGCAGCCAGACCAUCGACGAGUCCUUGUCUGAACUAGCAGAACAGAUGACCAUUGAGGAAAACAGCAGCAAAGACAGCGAGCCCAUUGUGCGGAAUGGCCGUCCCCCCUCCUCCCACAGCAUGCAUUCCUUCCUGCACCAGUACACCGGCUCCUUUAAGAAGCCCCCUCUGCGCCGGCCACACAGUGUCAUCGGGGGCAGCCUGGGUUCCUUCAUGGUCAUGCCUAGAAACGGCAGCCGCCUCGAUAUAGUCCACGAGAAUCUGAAGAUGGGUUCAGAUGGAGAGAGCGACCAGGCGUCCGGCACGUCCUCAGACGAAGUGCAGUCUCCCACUGGAGUGUGUCUGCGUACCAGAACGCACAGACGCAUUUCCAUGGAGGAUCUGAAUAAGCGUCUGUCUCUGCCUGCUGACAUUCGGAUCCCUGACGGUUAUCUGGAAAAACUGCAGCUAAGCAGCCCCCCCUUUGACCAGCCCCUCAGCCGCCGCUCACGACGGGCUUCACUGUCGGAAAUUGGAUUUGGGAAGUUGGAGACAUACAUCAAACUGGACAAGUUGGGAGAGGGGACUUACGCCACUGUGUUUAAGGGGCGGAGCAAGCUGACAGACAACCUGGUGGCUCUGAAAGAGAUUCGCCUAGAGCACGAAGAGGGAGCACCAUGCACUGCCAUCAGAGAGGUGUCAUUACUGAAGGAUCUGAAACAUGCCAACAUUGUGACUUUACACGACAUUGUCCACACAGAUAAAUCACUCACGCUCGUCUUUGAAUACCUGGAUAAGGACUUGAAGCAGUACAUGGACGACUGUGGGAACAUCAUGAGUAUGCACAACGUUAAGAUUUUCUUGUUCCAGAUCUUGCGAGGUUUGGCGUACUGCCACAGGAGGAAGGUUCUGCACAGAGACCUGAAACCACAGAACCUACUGAUCAACGAAAGAGGAGAACUGAAGCUUGCUGACUUUGGUCUGGCACGGGCCAAGUCUGUCCCUACAAAGACCUACUCUAAUGAGGUAGUGACCCUGUGGUACAGACCUCCUGAUGUGCUGCUCGGCUCAUCAGAGUACUCCACACAGAUUGACAUGUGGGGGGUGGGCUGUAUAUUCUAUGAAAUGGCUGCAGGUCGGCCGCUGUUUCCAGGCUCUACGGUGGAAGAUGAACUGCAUCUCAUCUUCAGACUACUGGGAACACCCACUGAGGAGAACUGGCCAGGCAUCUCAAACAUUGAAGAGUUUAAAUCAUACAACUUUCCUAAAUACAAACCCCAACCCUUCAUCAACCACGCGCCCAGGCUGGACACAGAGGGAAUAGAGCUGUUGUUGUCUUUUCUUAAGUAUGAAUCCAAGAAAAGGAUCUCAGCGGAUGAGUCAAUGAAACACUCCUACUUCAAAAGCCUAGGCAUGCGUGUGCACACACUGCCAGAGAGCGUAUCCAUAUUCACACUAAAGGAGGUGCAACUCCAGAGGGACCCUGGCUACAGGAACACCUCUUAUCCAGAGACAGGAAACAGCAAGAACAGAAGACAGAGUAUGCUCUUCUAGACUAUGUUCUCUCACUGUCUCUUGUGGCUCACCUUCUCUCUCUCUUAUGCACACACACACACACACACACACACACACACACACCCACACCCACACACACACUCCUACAUACAGUUUGUAGAUCAUGAUGGAGUUUUUUCAGUGAUUGUGUGAUUAUAGACUGAGUGAGCUGACUCGUCCUCUAUUCCUUUUGACGGAGUGUGAAAGUGUGUGUGUGUGUGUGUGUGUGUGUGUAUUUUUGGGGUUGGGGGUGUGAAUUGUUGACCCUUUCCUCAAAAUCCUGUAUUUAGCAUGCAGCCUAGAGCCUCAGAGACCAACCCCCACCCCAACACAAUCCCUCCGCCAGUGUGUAGAGACUGCGUGUGUGUGUGUGUGUGAGUGUGAGUGUGUGAGUGUG